GCCCGCUGAUAACAGAAGGCGACAAGGCGUCACUGGUCGGAAACACAGUCGUCGGGCUUAAUUAUUUAAUAUUUACACAAUAAAAUUUAAAUUAAACACAGUUGACCGAAAACCAGACAGCCGCAGACGUCGUCAUGAUCGGCGGUCUGUUUAUGUAUAAUCACAAGGGUGAAGUGCUAAUAUCGCGAGUGUACCGCGAUGACAUCGGCCGCAACGCCGUGGAUGCGUUCCGCGUGAACGUUAUACAUGCACGCCAGCAGGUCCGUUCGCCGGUAACUAACAUCGCUCGCACUUCGUUCUUCCAUAUCCGACGGGCCAACAUCUGGCUGGCCGCUGUCACCAAGCAGAAUGUCAAUGGUGCCAUGGUAUUCGAGUUCCUCAUACGCUUCACGCAGGUCAUGCAGUCGUACUUCGGCAAGAUCAACGAGGAAAACAUUAAGAACAACUUUGUGCUCAUCUACGAGCUGCUCGACGAGAUACUUGACUUUGGCUAUCCGCAGAAUUGUGACACAGGCGUGCUCAAGACGUUUAUCACACAGACGGGCGUUAAAUCACAGAGCAAGGAAGAGCAGAUGCAGAUCACGUCCCAGGUCACUGGUCAGAUUGGCUGGCGACGCGAGGGCAUAAAAUAUCGCCGUAACGAGCUGUUCCUUGAUGUGCUGGAGUAUGUUAAUUUGCUCAUGUCGCCUCAGGGUCAAGUGUUGUCAGCGCAUGUUGCUGGCCGCAUUCUCAUGAAGUCUUACCUGAGCGGCAUGCCUGAAUGCAAGUUUGGCAUCAAUGAUAAGAUAGUCAUGGAGUCCAAGGGCACCAAGAUUCUUGAUGACACAGGCUCGAGGACAGCUUCUGGCAAGCCAGUUGUCGUCAUUGAUGAUUGUCAAUUUCAUCAGUGCGUGAAGCUUUCAAAAUUUGAAACCGAACAUUCCAUAAGCUUCAUUCCACCUGAUGGUGAAUUUGAGUUGAUGCGUUACCGUACCACCAAAGAUAUAUCAUUGCCAUUCAGAGUUAUACCGUUGGUAAGAGAAGUAGGUCGUACUCGCAUGGAAGUCAAAGCUGUAUUGAAGUCUAAUUUCAAACCCUCCUUGCUGGGACAAAAAAUUGAAGUCAAGAUUCCCACUCCCUUGAACACGGCUGGUGUUCAAUUGUUAUGCUUAAAAGGAAAAGCUAAGUAUAAGGCUUCAGAUAACGCAAUUGUGUGGAAAAUUAAGAGAAUGGCAGGCAUGAAAGAAACACAGCUAUCAGCCGAAAUCGAUCUUUUGGAGACUGACACUAAGAAAAAAUGGACUAGACCUCCAAUUUCAAUGAAUUUUGAGGUACCAUUUGCUCCUUCUGGAUUCAAAGUCAGAUAUUUAAAGGUAUUCGAGCCAAAGUUGAAUUAUUCUGAUCAUGAUGUUGUCAAAUGGGUUCGUUAUAUUGGGCGAAGUGGAUUGUAUGAAACUAGGUGUUAAGCAAAUCAAACUAUUAGAUAUACUUAAUUUAAUCGUUUCCCAAAAUUCUACUCCAAUAUUUUUU
This is a messenger RNA of Myzus persicae (green peach aphid), 1509 nucleotides long. RefSeq names its product AP-2 complex subunit mu. Gene Ontology annotation, biological process: intracellular protein transport; clathrin-dependent endocytosis. The transcript has a single exon. The record is from RefSeq and is a predicted model, not a curated record. Gene Ontology annotation, cellular component: cytoplasmic vesicle; AP-2 adaptor complex. Gene Ontology annotation, molecular function: clathrin-cargo adaptor activity. NCBI's taxonomy places the organism in Eukaryota, Metazoa, Arthropoda, Insecta, Hemiptera, Aphididae. The coding region runs from base 135 to 1445 and encodes 436 amino acids.